Molecule: messenger RNA, 1170 nt
Organism: Acanthamoeba castellanii str. Neff
Lineage: Eukaryota; Discosea; Longamoebia; Acanthamoebidae
Exons: 6
Coding region: 1-1170 (389 amino acids)
Source: RefSeq, a predicted model, not a curated record
AUGGUGGCCUCUACAACGCGGGUGUGGAAGCUCGACGAGACGAAUCUGUUCAAGGCGGUGCUCUUCCUCUUUCUCCUUCAGUACGCCUUCGGGCUCGGGGUGUUCCUACUUGUUAAGCUGGGAGUCCCUCCCGCGCUCAACGAAGAUGAACAUCACCAGCCCGCCGGAAGCAGCGUCGAUCACUACUACGACGGCUUUUUCCUGGGGCUCAACGGAGCUGUCUUCGGCAUCCUGCUUCUGGUGCUGCGCCUGCAGGAGAAGCAGUACGAGCUCGACGAGGCCGAGGAGGUGCUACGCGUAAUAAACUUCCUCCCCAUCCGCUGGUUCGCCGUCUCCGCUACCUACCCGCUCGCCCAGCUCUCCGACGUCUCGCAGUUCAUUCACAGGGGAGAGGCCUGUGUGCGGAUCGACUUCGCCGGGUCGCGUGGCGAUGAGACUCUGCUGUUCGUUCCCGACGGCCAGGAGGACCUCGUCCGCGCCCUCAGCGCCUACUUGCCCCAAGACCACCCGAACCGAGGGCCGGACGGUGUGGCGUGGGUCAUGAGCGAUGAAGAAUUCGAACCUGCCUGCCCCAAGCCUUGGCCUUGCUCGCUGGUCAUGAGCAAGCAGACACCGAUCCUGUCGUCUCGGGCUACGGAGGCCACUUGGAGCCAGCUGAAGACCUUCAUGGGCGCUCUCCUCGUCUGGUCACUGCUUCAGGCGCUCCUCUGCCUGGUCGUCCGGCAUCUUGACAUGGACGAACCCUCGCGCACUGGCCUCUGGCUGGGCCACUUCGCCGCCUCGACCUUCUUUUGCGCCUUGGCCGGCUUCUUCUGGAACAUGGGAAACGUCUCUCAGUACCGCAUCCACGAGUCGAAGCUGGAGCUGGCCUCUUCGCUCCCGUUCGUGUGCACCGAAGACCACGACUUCAAGUACGUCGAGUCGGUGACCCUCGUCAACGGCAGCGAGGUGCGGCGGCUGGUGGCCGAGGGCGACGUUGAGGGGGAGGGAGAACGCCGGGUCUUCGUGCUGGGCGACCUGCCCUCGGCCGACGCGGCCGCCCGGGAGGACUACAUCUACAUCAGGAGGAAGACGGGCCUGCUUGACCUGGCCAUCAUGCCCGAGAACGCCGCCCGAUUCGCCGACGUUCUCGCCCACCACGUCUCGCGCCACCAUCAGAUGAUGGUGUAG